Conger conger (European conger) is the source of this 2222-nucleotide messenger RNA. RefSeq names its product adenylate kinase 7b (gene ak7b). NCBI's taxonomy places the organism in Eukaryota, Metazoa, Chordata, Actinopteri, Anguilliformes, Congridae. The transcript is spliced from 18 exons. The record is from RefSeq and is a predicted model, not a curated record. Gene Ontology annotation, biological process: nucleobase-containing compound metabolic process. Gene Ontology annotation, cellular component: cytoplasm. Gene Ontology annotation, molecular function: ATP binding; AMP kinase activity. The coding region runs from base 17 to 2134 and encodes 705 amino acids.
UACUAGUUUCGACAGAAUGGAAGACGGAGACGAAGCAAGCAGACCCCACACCAAAAGGGUUUUUAUCAAUCGUAUCGACUCCUACUCAUCAAAAUGGAUCGCAAAGUUUUUGUCUACCUGUGUUGUUGGAGCAUCACUGGAGGAGGCUGAGGAGGGUGAGAUGGAAGAAGAAGAUAGUUUGUCUAAUGAACAAAAAUCUAAACUACAGAAAGGCACUUUUGAAAUAGUUGGAACCACUUUAAGCAAAGCUGAGGAGAAAUUGAGUUUUGCAACCGAAGAGUAUCAUUCAAUGAACCGGGAAGAACUUCUCCUGAAGCUGAUGGAAUGUGAUAUUAUUAUCUACAAUGUCACUGAAAACACUGACCAGAUAGAUGAGGCAUCUUGGGCAAUUUCAGCCCUACAUGCAGCCCUGGACGAUUUUAAUGACCCAAAGAUGUUCAUCUUGAUAUCAACUGUGAUGACCUGGGUCAUGAGCAGGCCCAUUGAUCCAGAACAACCUGAGAUUCCUUUCAGUGAAGAAGACUACCGAAGAAGGCGACCUCAUCCAAAUUUUAAAGAUCAUAUCAGUGUGGAGAAACUUGUUAUUAAAAUGGGAAAGACAGACAAGUCCAAGUUUGAUAGUUAUGUUGUAGCCUCGGGCCUUCAGUAUGGGAUGGGCGAGAACAUUUUUCACUUCUUUUUCAAGACUUCUUGGAUGGGAGAGGUUUCAGAAAUUCCUGUCUUUGGAGCAGGGGACAAUAUCGUUCCUACCAUUCAUGUCAACGACUUGGCCAGUGUGAUACAGAACAUUAUUGAUUUCAAGCCAAAGACACACUACUUAGUUGCUGUGGAUGAGUCCAAGAAUACAUUAGAAGACAUUAUGAAAGUGAUAAGUCAAGUUCUAGGACCAGGAAAAAUCCAGAAUGUCCCAAAAGAAGAUGCAUUCCUCACAAAAGAUUUAGCACAAACAGACAUUGAUUCUCUCUUCAUGAAUCUGCGAAUGGAAGCUAUCGCUCUGAAGGAGAGCCUGAAUGUCCAGUGGGUGUGUGAAUCUGGAAUGGUUGAAAACAUUGACCUCGUUGUGGAGCAAUACAGACAGACCAGGGGGCUACUGCCAAUCCGUACCUGUAUCCUGGGACCUCCUGCUGUUGGGAAGAGUACUGUCGCAGAGAAGAUCUGUAAACAUUACAAACUGCAUCACAUCAAAGUCAAAGAUGCCAUUACUGAAUGCAUUGCACACCUGGAGACACUGACUCAGUUGGCAGAUGAGGAAAAUGAAGACGAUGACAUGGCUGCUUCACAAGAAUUCUUGGAAGGUCUAAAGGAAAACAUGGACCAGAAUGGAGGACGGCUGGAUGACCAAUUUCUUAUUCGAGUCAUGAGAGAGAAACUCAAUUCUACCCCUUGCAGAAAUCAAGGAUUUGUUCUGGAUGGGUUUCCUAAAACAUAUGAUCAAGCCAAGGAGCUGUUCAGUGCUGAUGAGGAUGAACCAGAGGAUACUGGGUCGAAAGUACCCCCUUUCAACAAAAAGAUAAUUCCAGAGCAUAUUUUGUCUCUGAAUGCCACAGAUGAAUUUUUGAAGACCCGUGUGCUUAAUCUGCCAGAGAGUGCAGUUGAGGGCACUCACUACACACAGGACCAAUUUCCCCGCCGACUGGCAAGCUUCCGAGAAAGCAACAUUGAAGAUGAAACAGUGCUCAACUAUUUUGAUGAGCUGGAAAUUCAUUUGGAGCACAUUGAAAUUACCAGCAGCGAUGACUUGGACUACUUGGUUGUGAUGGAGAAAAUCACCAAUGUUGUGGGGACUGAAAGAAACUACGGCCGCACCGCAGAGGAGGUGGAGGAGGAGGAGCGGAGGACUGCUGACUCGAGGCUGAAGCAGCUGGCAGCCGAAAGGGCUGAGAUCGAGAGAAGAGAAGAAGAGGAGUUGGCCAAUAGGGCUGCACGAUGGGAGGAGUGGAGCAAACACACGGAGGAGGUACAGACAGUGGAGCAGGAAUUGCUGGACGCCCAGACGGCUCCUUUGCGAAGUUAUCUCAUGAAGAAUGUCAUGCCAACCCUCACCCAAGGGCUAAUAGAGUGCUGCAAAGCUAAACCUGAUGAUCCCGUUGAUUUUCUGGCAGAAUAUCUGUUCAACAACAACCCUCAAGUGUGAAGUGCUGGCUCCUCUUCAGUACUGCAGCAAAUUACAUAGAUUAUGUAUAGUGUAUAAUGGUUCAUACUGUAUGUGCAAUAUUACAUGC